UCUGGCACCUCUAUCACGACAAACGGUACUUGUAACUUACACUCACCUCUCUCUCCCCCCUCUCUCUCUCGCUGUCCCCUCUCUCUCUCUUUCUCUCUCGCUGAAGAAAUGAAUUGUGUGCAAAGCUGGCCAGAGCCGAUAGUCCGAGUCCAAUCUCUCUCCGACAGUGGCAUACGAGUGAUCCCCGAACGAUACAUUAAGCGUCACUCCCCGAAACCUUCUCUCAAACUCACCACCCCGGUCCGCGAAUUAACUAUCCCCGUCAUUGAUCUCGAAAACCUGGCGUCCCGAGACAUUGCGCUCCGGGCCAAUACUCUCGCGCUAAUCUCUCGUGCGUGUCGUGAGUGGGGGUUCUUCCAGGUGGUGAACCAUGGGGUGAGCCACCAGGUGAUGGACCAAGUUCGGGAAGUCUGGCGUGAGUUUUUUCACCUUCCUGUGGAUGAGAAGCAAGUUUACGCGAAUAGUCCGACGACUUAUGAGGGCUAUGGCAGCCGCCUUGGCGUCGAAAAGGGGGCCAAGUUGGAUUGGAGCGACUAUUAUUUUCUGAACUACCUUCCUACUUGUCAAAGGAACGAGCACAAGUGGCCUAGUUACCCUUCCUCAUGCAAGGAAAUAGUAAGCGAGUACAACGAAGCAUUGGUGAAACUAUGCGGAGAGCUGAUGAAAAUCCUGUCAAUCAACCUCGGACUAGAGGAGAAUCGGCUUCAACAAGCUUUAGGAGGAGACGAAGUAGGUGCAUCCUUGAGAGUGAAUUACUAUCCGAAAUGCCCUCAGCCGGACCUCACUUUUGGUCUGUCUCCGCAUUCUGAUCCAGGAGCCCUGACCAUUCUGCUUGCGGAUAACCAAGUUUCUGGUCUUCAAGUCCGGAAAGACGACAAUUGGGUGACAGUUAAGCCUGUCCCCAACGCUUUCAUUGUCAACAUCGGAGACCAAGUAGAGGUGCUGAGUAAUGGAAAUUACAAGAGCGUGGAGCAUCGUGUCGUCGUGAAUUCAGCUGCAGAACGCGUUUCACUGGCCUUCUUCUACAAUCCGAAGGGCGAUAAAACCAUAGAGCCUGCUGAAGAGCUGAUCACUCCCACAGUUCCACCACAAUAUCUACCUAUGACGUUUAACGAAUACAGGACUUUCAUCAGGACAAGAGGACCUUGCGGAAAAACUUCAGUCGAAUCAAUUAAAUCGCCCCGAUAAUUGUAGUUGAAAAAUCUUUAGUACAUUAGAUGUGGAUUACUUGUGUGAAACAUUGUUGAAUUGUGUUUAAAUGUUUCUCGAAUAAUGAUAGUGCGCCUGUUUGUUUAAGAAGCGGAAGCUGUUUCUGGUUUCUGCUUUUCUUGACUCGUUUGUGUAAAUAAGUUGAAGCACUUUUAAGAAGUUAAGAAUGCCAGCUUUUCUCCCCGA
This is a messenger RNA of Daucus carota subsp. sativus, 1395 nucleotides long. RefSeq names its product jasmonate-induced oxygenase 2. The coding region runs from base 109 to 1188 and encodes 359 amino acids. NCBI's taxonomy places the organism in Eukaryota, Viridiplantae, Streptophyta, Magnoliopsida, Apiales, Apiaceae. The record is from RefSeq and is a predicted model, not a curated record. The transcript is spliced from 3 exons.